CACGGUACUCUUGAAGACACAGAACUGAAGCCUCAUAGAAUGGACAGUCUUUGCUUAGCAGCAGACAUCAUGGCAGAACUGACUCAGAUCAUUGGAUGUGAUAAUGGUGCAGCGGAACUAGCAGGGAUUCUUCAAGAUCUCAACUUUAUUUCAUUACUGAGAACACAUGACGACAUCGCAUCAGGGAACCUUGAUUCAUCAUCAGAGUUUGAUGAGCACACCCAAGAUUUCUACACCCCUGACUUCAAUGCGACGGGGGAUGCAAUUCGCAUGGUUGGAAUCAGGAAAUCAAAAGAUGAACCACUGGGUGUUACAUUCAAGGUAGAGGAUGGUGAGAUAGUAGUAGCAAGGAUAAUUCAUGGAAGCGUCAUUGAUAAACAAGGUUUACUACAUGUUGGUGAUGUCAUUCAAGAGGUGAACGACCAUGAUGUCAGCAAUGACCCUGAUGCCUUGAGGAAACAUAUCAAGAAAGCUGAAGGAAGAGUCACGUUAAAGAUUCGUCCAAGCUAUCAAGACUGUAUAAUGCUACCUCCAAUAUAUUUUCGAGCAUUUUUCGACUACGACCCUUCCAAUGAUACCUUGGUGCCAUGUCAGGAAGUUGGCUUGCCAUUCAGAAGAGGAGACAUUCUAUGUGUGGUGGAGAGAGAUGAUAUGGAAUGGUGGCAGGCCUAUGUUGUAGGGGAUGAAGGACAGUCGGGCCUUAUUCCAAGCCAAGAUUUAGAAGAAAGAAGGAGAGCAUUUGUACCUCAUGAAAACAUCUAUACAAGUGAACUGGUUGCCUGUGGAUUGGUUAAAUCCAAGAAGAAGAAACGUGAGAAGUAUGAGACAAGGAAGAACCACCAGUUUGAUAGAUCAGACAUCGUAAUUUAUGAAGAAGUUCAGGAGAUGCCACCGUUCCAGAGGAAGACUAUAGUUCUUCUUGGUGCUCAAGGGGUCGGUAGGAGAACACUCAAGAAUAGACUCAUAGAACAUGAUCCAUCAAGAUUCGGUGUUCCCAUUGCACAUACAACAAGGCUUCCAAGACAAGGUGAGAAGAACGGUGUUGACUAUCACUUCGUCCUCCGCAGUGAAAUGGAGAAUGACAUCCUUAACCAUCGAUUCCUAGAGUAUGGAGACUUUGCUAACAACCUUUAUGGCACAACCUUUGACUCCAUUCGAGAGGUCAACCAGAAAGGUCAAAUGUGUGUGCUAGAUGUCAACCCUCAGACAUUGAAACUUCUGAGGAACAGUGAAUUCUUGCCUUUUGUAGUGUUUGUAGCAUCCCCAGAUCUAGAAACUCUUAGAAUAUUACACGAAGCAGCUGCAUCAUCAGAAAAACACGUCAUGGAUGCAGACCUACAGAAGACGGUUGAGGAGAGCGCUCGUAUCCAGAGACUGUACAGUCAUCUCUUUGAUUUCACCAUCGUCAACAGUAAUCUCAAUGAAUCCUGCCAGCAACUAUGUGAAGCUCUGAGUGCCUUGGCUCAUCAACGGCAAUGGGUUCCUAUCGAUUGGGUCUACGAUGCCCCCUGACACCACCUGUAUGGAUGGUGGUGGUGGUGGAGAUGGUGCACAAAACACCCUCUCGAUGCACUCCCUGGUAGAGGAGGGAGGAUAGACACCGAGACACAGACUGAACUACGCAACCGGAUGAUAGGCACACAGAUGAUAGAUACCAGGAAUGUCUUUGAGAUUCUAGCAAAGAUAGUGCACAUAAGGUUCAUUCAUAGCACUCAUUUGUAUCGGAUAUAUGGAUAGGAUUACGCUGUGUUCCAUAGAACAUGGCUACAUGAUAGAUAGUAAAGACGGGAAACAUGAUGGAGGUAGUUCACAUAUUCCUUGCACAUUAAUAAUCAAGCGUGAGGAGAUAAGAAGCCAAUACUGCAAAAAUAAAGUAUACCCCAAAUAAGCAGAGUAUGAAUGGAUUGCUUGAUUCUACCAUAUCACUUUAACUAAAAUUCUGUGGUAUUUAUAUUUCUCUACUGCUUUUAGCAAUGAUCACAGAGAUGACUGCAGUAGGAAAUGUUCAUCAGGGGAGUGUUUCAAGAAGAUUUAGAUGUGAUUACAAAGUGCACUUCCAUUCCUAGUUGCAUGUGUAAUGACAGCAGCAAUCUGGGGCCCAUUUCAUAAAUAGUUGCAACUGUUGUAACUUUGCCAUGGUAGUUGCCAUAAUGGCAAAGUUACAACAGUUGUAACUGUUUAUGAAACGGGCCCCAGAUCAUUCUUGGAGGAUGUGAGCCUCUACAUUUCCAUCAGUAAAUAUCUUUUGCACUGAAGCCUUACCCCAAUUCACACUUGAUUAUUUGUGAACCACCCCCUGAUGCUGUAUAUUUUGUUUCUCAAGUGCUGCCAUACUCUUUGAAAAAAAUAGAAGACCCAAUUAAAUGAAUCAAAAGAACAAUCAUCCAUCAUGUCCUUAUUUUUAAUUUUGCUUGAAUACUCAUCAUAUGGAAAUAUAUGGAGAAAAGAUACAAGAACAACAACCAAAUUUUCUAAUUCCAUGUUCAUCUCAAAUAUACAUUGUUUUGAAAAUGUAAUACACAGGAUAGAAACUUAUCUUACACCUUGAUAGAAUAAUUGUAUGUAGAAUAGACUUGAAAAGAAUUCAAGAGUUACCAUUAAAUGAAAAAUGUAUAUCCAAGAAGAAUAAGUAAAAUUUAUGUAAUACUUGGUGCUUGUUUUAAAAAAAUUGGAAUCAAAUUUUGUUAAAAUUGCAAGUUUGGGAGAAAUUUCUUUUAAACUCUUCUUCUUAUGACCACUAUUUCCUUUGAAAUUAUGUCUUAGUCUGAAUAUCCUGAAGUGUGUCUAUUAGGAUACAUGAAAAAAAUGCAUGUUUAUAUAUUAUCAACCAGUCUGUACUUAAAUAAGGACAUAAUCCUUUCUCUUAAAUAGUCAUUUUUUUAAAGUAAUUAAGCAAAUAGGUUGUUAUGACAAUCAAUAUUUCCUCAGGGCUUUUGUUAACAGUUUGCAUCAGUGUUCAUAUAUGCAAGAUUCAUGCAAAAUUUAGUUCACUUGCAAAGCUUAUUUAUAUUAUAUUUUAUUGCAUUUUGUGUAAAUUUUGAAUUGUUUGUGAAAUAAUGUUUUACACCCAUACUACAUGUAUGUCGAGUUCAUGUUGUGUAUAUUUUUUUAGAUGCUGUUAUAUGUUAUACAUUGUUACACCUUAUUGUGCAAUAUAAGUUUGUUCACUGUUGUCAACCUGUGUUUUGGUAAUGAAAUAGCUAAGUAUGAAAUUUUGCCUUGAUCUUGGCACCAAUUGUUCAUAUAUUUAUCUGUUGGGGGCCAUUGAAUUAAAAACACUAUUUGUGUCUUAGAUGUCUUAAUAUUGCAUUUGAAUUUCCAGUUGCAUGUGGUAUAUUGGUCAAAUCAUGCUCGUGAGACACACUAUGCCACGUUUCAAUCAGUCAUAUUAGGCUUUGAAUAUAAUAUUCUCAUUUGCACUUAAUUUAGUCAUACUUAUUUUUUUUGGUGAAAAAUUCUCCAGGUCGUGCCUCUCAAGUGCUGGCUAUUUAUGUUGAAGGCAAAAAAUUACCAUCAUUGUCCUUAUAUAUUCAUUACCUGAAAUUUUUAACGAGUGUUAAUUCCUCAUUCAAGUUUGAUAUAUUUUGGAUUUUCUAGGAAGUAUUGUACAUAUUUGACAAAAUGAAAUAGCAAUUUUUAUUGAAAUAUUUUGUAUAGAUCUAUAUUUUAGUCAUUACGCUUUGCCAAUUGUAAUACAUGUAUAGAAAUUUAGAAAAUUAGUCCUGAGAGACGAAUGUUAUUGUUUGUCAAUUGUUUGAUAUUUAUUAUUCAAAUGUUUUACACAUUUUGCCUUGAAGUUGCAUUCAAUAUUUGUAUAUCAUUAUGUUAUUCAAUGUUAUCCAUUGUAAUGCUGGCAUAAUCGUUUCAUGUGGAAAAAAAAGUAAAUUAAAUACCUGAAGU
This is a messenger RNA of Lytechinus pictus (painted urchin), 3900 nucleotides long. Its product is annotated as protein PALS2-like. The transcript has 10 exons. Gene Ontology annotation, molecular function: protein binding. Gene Ontology annotation, cellular component: plasma membrane; cell-cell junction. Lineage: Eukaryota; Metazoa; Echinodermata; Echinoidea; Temnopleuroida; Toxopneustidae. The record is from RefSeq and is a predicted model, not a curated record. Bases 40 to 1512 code for a protein of 490 amino acids.